CCCGAGCCGCUGCGGAGGUGGGAUUUCGGCUCUGAUGUCUCCGCCCCUUUUCGACUUCCAGGAUUAGAACUCGGCUGAGAGGCAGCAUGAAUGAAUCCCAAGGUGUGCUGCGCGCCCUUUUCAGGCUCUUUUCGAAAGAAGUGAAGCAGCAUGUGGGCACGGAUCAAUUCGGGAACAAAUACUAUUACAUCCCGGAGCGCAAGAACUGGCUGGGACAAACAAUGCGAGAAAGAAGACUCAUAGAAACAAGAAAUAUGAAAGAAGUAGACUACACAGAAGGGGAUAUUCCAACAGAAUGGGAAGCUUGGAUUAGGAAAACAAGAAAGAAUCCACCUACCAUUGAGGAAAUAAUGAAGAAUGAGCAAUAUAGAGAAGAUAUUAAAAUAAAAAUCAAAGAUGUUUCUGAAAAAGAAAAACUUCAAAUAGCAGACAACAAGGAGAUGCUUGUUGCUUCACCAGUUCAAAUUCAGAUUAAAGGACAUGCUUCAGCUCCUGACUUUGGAAAGAAUAACCCAUCAGAAGACCCCACUAGCACUGGUAAAGCCUUCCAGCCAGGAUCCUGGAUGCCUCGAGAAAGCAGUAACCAAAGUAAAUGAACACAUUUGCUGUGGGUAAAAUCUUUUCAAUUAAAUGGAUGUGAUUAUUUCAACAACUAAAAAUAAAAACAGAUGUAAAAAACUGA
Messenger RNA from Antechinus flavipes (yellow-footed antechinus), 682 nucleotides. RefSeq names its product NADH:ubiquinone oxidoreductase complex assembly factor 2 (gene NDUFAF2). The transcript is spliced from 4 exons. Gene Ontology annotation, biological process: mitochondrial respiratory chain complex I assembly. The coding region runs from base 87 to 596 and encodes 169 amino acids. Lineage: Eukaryota; Metazoa; Chordata; Mammalia; Dasyuromorphia; Dasyuridae. The record is from RefSeq and is a predicted model, not a curated record. Gene Ontology annotation, cellular component: membrane.